AUGGUUGAUCUCGAGGAUGGUCCUGGUUCCCCCUUCAAGGGCAAGGUUAGUGACUUUAUUGAAAAUCACCAUUGGAAAUUGCCUAAUGUCAGAUCACCCUUAUUACAAAGAAUAUUUGAGAAGAUACGAGAUAUCAAAAUUCCUUUGCAUGCCUGUGAGGACAUGUGCUUAUGGAGUUUGUCUUCUGAUGGAAGUUUUAGCUCUAAAUCUGCCUGGGAGGACAUCAGGAGCACCAAUCCUAAAGUUCCAUGGGCUACUCUGAUCUGGAAUAAAAAAUUACAGCCAAGAGCAUCCAUUUUUGGGUGGAGGAUGGCGCAUGGAAAACUACCAACAGAUGAAUCCAUUCAGAAAAGGGGCAUUGCUUUGGUGUCAAGAUGCAGCUUGUGUGGCGUGGAGGUUGAGUCUAUGGAUCACAUUUUCCUUCAAUGCUCCUUCGCAGAGGGAUUAUGA
This is a messenger RNA of Macadamia integrifolia, 450 nucleotides long. RefSeq lists its product as uncharacterized. The coding region runs from base 1 to 450 and encodes 149 amino acids. NCBI's taxonomy places the organism in Eukaryota, Viridiplantae, Streptophyta, Magnoliopsida, Proteales, Proteaceae. The record is from RefSeq and is a predicted model, not a curated record. The transcript has a single exon.